CAGUGACAGGCCGAAAAUCGUUCCCAGUCCGACCCCAGGGGUUGCCAUGUAUGAGGGGGGCCAUAGCCACCCCUGGCCCCCCAUCUAGCUCCGCCCCUGGAGUUUUUUCCUUACUCUUUCAUUUUACAAGCAUUUUCUGUGUACUUUGACCUCGUUCACCAACUCUUUCCAGCCGAAAGCAAUCUAUCCGGUUUGAUCUUUGUUCCCAGUUUUCUAUUUUCAAAGCAAAUAAAAGUGAAAGUAAAGCAGAGUGGGACCGGAACGAAAAAAACCGUCUUCCUUUAAAAUGGAAGUGGAUCGGUAUUUGUUGCGGAUCGGGUUUACAGGGCCUUCAGAUGUCCCCAGCCUGGAGCUGCUUCGCUCCGUCCACAGAUGCCACCUGCUCUCGGUGCCAUUUGAAGACCUGACGGUUCACAGCGGCGGACGGGUCCAACUGGACCUCCCGAUCCUCUAUGACAAGAUCGUGAAGCAGCGUAGAGGUGGAUUCUGCUUCGAGAAUAACUCUCUGUUCUACUGGCUCCUGAGCCAGCUGGGUUUCCAGGUCACGGUGCUCGCAGGCCAGGUGAAGAACUCCAUCACCGGCCGCUACGGCCCCCCGUUUGACCACCUGAUCUUAAUGGUCACCCUGGAAGGGAAACGGUGGCUGUGUGACGUCGGUUUCGGUGUUCCUGGUUUCAGUGUCCCGCUGUCUAUAGAGACAUGUGGACCUCAGGAGCAGGGACACAGAGUUUACCGGCUCAGAAGGGACAGAGAAACGCUCUUUCUAGAGUGGCAGGAGGAGGAAAACAGAGGGGAACAUGGAGACUGGUCGGAGAUCUAUAAGUUCACCCUGCAGUCUCGGCUUCUGGGGGAUUUCACCGAGAUGUGCCUUUAUCACCAGAGCUCUCCGAGCUCCAUCUUCUUCUGCAAGUCGCUCUGCACGGUGUUGAAACCGGAAGGAAGGGUGACCUACAUCGGCUGCAGGCUGAAAAUCAGCAGGUUUCCAUCAGAAGCGACUGGAGGCGUGAUGGAAACCACAACCAGAGAGCUUGAAGAUGAAGAGAUCCCAACAGUUCUGGAAGAACACUUUGGGAUAGUACUUCCAUCUCCUCUAAUACCAAAGGAUGACACAAUCACUCCACCCCCAGUUAUGUACUGAUUUAUCUCCAAUAUAUCAUUAUAAAUAAUAUGAAGGGAAAAAAAAUACAUAUAUAGAUGCUCCUUAACCGUUUAUUUUCUUUGAGGUUGUCUGAAAUUUUAAUUUUGUCUUAAAAGCAGCAGAUUUGAAUUGGCUAUAAUUUAAAGCAAUCUCGGCAAAUGGCCGCUCACACUGAGCCUGGUUCUGCUGGAGGUUUUCCUCUCCACUGUCACUACAAGCAUGCUUAGUGUGAGGAAUUGCAUCCAAGUCAAUGAGUUGUUUUCCUUGGAUUGAAAACUUUGAAUCAAUUUGACUAUGAUCUGGUGAACUGUAAAGUGCCUUGAUUUGACAUUUCUAUAUAAAUAAACCAAACUGAAAUUGAAUUGUUUUUAGAAAAAAAAAGAAAGUUCUUUAAAAGGAUUUCAAAAUUAUGUAAAAACAUACAUUAAUUUUUUUUAGUAAUUAACCUAUCAAGGGGGGAAACUGGCUACUGAUUUUUACUCCAUUCAAAAUAACUAGAUUCAUACUUUUAAUUCAACAAUUAUUAGUAUUACAACUUUGCCUCCUAAUUUCAACAAGACUCCCUUUUUUAAACAACCACACUCACUCUGUUGUUGAAAACAUGCAACAGAAAAGAUAAACUGUCACUUUGAUUUAAUAAAUUAUACAUACAGGUUUUAAGAUGUACAAUGAUCAUUGCAUUAAUCCACAAAUAUCCUUUUUCACACGAGAAAAUCUGCUUUCAAAGUAUUUACACAUGUACAAUUCUGAGGCAGCGCUUCACAGAGCAAGGCGUGAAUGACAAAUACAUGAUGUUUAGACCCUCCUCUGUUGCCCCUUAGGGUAGAGGGUCAAAAAAUGGGUGGGAAAAAUGUGGCACACAUUAAAACUCAAAGAUGUUAUUCAACGAUGGGAUUGGAGGUUGGGAUUGAGUUCGCUCUGCUGGAUUUCCGUUCAUAGUUGACAAGCCUCUGACCAACCAGGUACCUGCGUGGGAAGAAUAAGGGUCAGAUAUGGACUGAAAUUAAGCCUUUUUUUUUAACAACAUAUAGGAUUUGCUUAAACAUUUAGAUAAUGACAGUAAUUCUUUAUACAAAGAUACAAAAAUGACUUCCCAAAAUGAAGCCAAAGCAAACUUAAAUCUUUGCAACAAGAAGUGUAGUUAAGCUUAUGAACAGAAUAUGACAGAAAACAA
This is a messenger RNA of Cyprinodon tularosa, 2312 nucleotides long. Its product is annotated as arylamine N-acetyltransferase 1-like. The transcript has a single exon. The record is from RefSeq and is a predicted model, not a curated record. NCBI's taxonomy places the organism in Eukaryota, Metazoa, Chordata, Actinopteri, Cyprinodontiformes, Cyprinodontidae. Bases 287 to 1138 code for a protein of 283 amino acids. Gene Ontology annotation, molecular function: acetyltransferase activity.